AUGCUUAGGCCCCGAACCACCGCGCUCGCACACCAACUCAACUGUGCACGGAGCGAACUAACCACCAAGGCGGCGGUGGAGGAAGCGGAAACAGACUCUAACAUAUAUUUUCUAUUACUACAAGAACCAUGGACCUCAACAGAGGGAUAUCCACCGGAAUCAGAUCUCUUUUACCUUUUUACAGCCAGCAAUAUCAAUACAAAAUGCGCAACAUAUGUCCGCAAACACACCAACCUCAAACCAAAACACCACUAUACACAUGAUAAUUUCAUAGUAUCGAUCACGGUAGAAAUUCAGAACACAAAAACCCAAAUCCUAAAUAUAUACUCCCCAGGCCGAAGUGGCCCCUUCGCCCAAAUAGCAAAAACAAUCUAA
Morchella sextelata is the source of this 375-nucleotide messenger RNA. RefSeq lists its product as uncharacterized. Lineage: Eukaryota; Fungi; Ascomycota; Pezizomycetes; Pezizales; Morchellaceae. The record is from RefSeq and is a predicted model, not a curated record. The transcript has a single exon. Bases 1 to 375 code for a protein of 124 amino acids.